AUUUCUAAGGUUUGAUUGUAGGGAAAAGGAACAGAUGCAAUCCAGUGUAUAUUCCUAAACACAAAGGAAAUAAAGAAAGUUCAACUACAUGAUGAAACAUUCAAGAAAAUGCAUAAUCUUAGAAUGGUCAAGAUCAAGUCCUAUAAUAGCAAUGGGAAUGACUCAAAUGUGAGCUUUGAUGCGUUUCGAUUUCCUGAUCAUUUAAAAUUUCUUUUUUGGGAGGCAUUUCCUCAAAAAUCUUUGCAGCAAAACUUUUUUUGUCGGGAAAAUCUUGUUAUACUUGAAAUGAUUCGUAGCAAUCUUGAACAACUUUGGGAGGAGGAUCAGGUCUUACCAAGUUUGAAAAAGCUUAACCUUAGCAAUUCUAUGAUGCUGCAAGGAUUGCCAGACCUCUAUAAUUUGUGUCCAAAUAUCGAAGAUGUAAUUCUCAGUGGUUGCAUAAGUUUGAUACAUGUUUACUCCUCUAGCUUCCUCAACAACCUUAACAGGUUAUGUUUAGAUGGUUGUAGUAAACUGGAGAGUGUAAUGAUUCGUAGCAAUAUUUUAUCAAGAUCAUCUGGAUUAGUUGCUCUCCAUGGUUGUCACAAUCUUAAAAUUCUCUUGUACUGAUGACAGAACAGAGAAAUAUUUUACUGGUUUCAUAUUUUACUGA
Trifolium pratense (red clover) is the source of this 652-nucleotide messenger RNA. RefSeq names its product disease resistance protein RML1B-like. The transcript has 3 exons. Lineage: Eukaryota; Viridiplantae; Streptophyta; Magnoliopsida; Fabales; Fabaceae. Gene Ontology annotation, biological process: defense response. Bases 109 to 609 code for a protein of 166 amino acids. The record is from RefSeq and is a predicted model, not a curated record.